This is a messenger RNA of Wasmannia auropunctata (little fire ant), 1928 nucleotides long. Its product is annotated as transmembrane protein 209. Bases 143 to 1747 code for a protein of 534 amino acids. Gene Ontology annotation, cellular component: membrane. The transcript is spliced from 8 exons. The record is from RefSeq and is a predicted model, not a curated record. Lineage: Eukaryota; Metazoa; Arthropoda; Insecta; Hymenoptera; Formicidae.
GUGUACUAUCGCCACUGUGGCCGGACGCCGAUCGCGAAGCGUGGACGAUUGAUAAUAGCAGUUCUCUCGAAAUUCAGAGUAAUAAUACCGAUAGUAAUUGUUUGACGUUAGCGUGGCAUAGAUUUUUUUUUUCAAACAUAGGAUGAGUAACUUCCACUCUCCUAUGAGAUGUAUUUCUCCCAACGCGAGAGUUUUAACGCCCAAGCCGCAGGUGCAGCAAUUGUUGGAGCUGAGGCAGAUGCAGACCAAGGCUCGCAACAGUAUCGUGUGGUUCUCUAUCAACAGCGUCCUGCUUAGCGUUAUAAUCUUCGACAUAUUUUACGGUGGAUUCGCGUACAAGCCGGUCUACUGGAUCGAGUGGUUCCUAGUAUCGAUAUUCGCCCUGAACGCUCUGUACCACAUUGUACAGUACACCUGGACCACGCUGAGUCUGAAGCCGAUUGCGCUCGGCCCUAAGCAACGGCCGCUCCUAGGAGUCGCGGAGGAUGACCCCCUGUUCAGGGACGAGAUACCGCAGAAGCAGACGACCCCGGAGCCGAGUCCCUCGUUGAACCUGUCGUGCAUAAAUCUCAGCAGACGCUCGACUACCCUUGGAUCUUCGGUUCUGAGCGACAAGGAUUACUCGACAACCGUCCCAUUUUUUAAAUACAGCAGUCUGAUAUCCUCCAAAGCGACCGCUUGCUCCAACGGAUCGCUCAGCAGAUCUAUGAACGUUUCCUUAAACGGCAGCCUGACGAACGAGGAUCUCAUUCAGGACGAAUGCGAACUCGAGAGUUACCUCAAGGAGGUCGAGCAACAAAGGAAAUGUGUACUGUCGACGAAUGUCGAUCAACCUUCCAAUCUCUUGAGCUCCUUCUGGUCUCACCCCGCCACUCGAAGUCCCGGUGAGGUAUCGCCGUUGUUAAGAAGAUGCGCUUAUCAGCUCGCGCCCACUAUAGAUAAAACAAAAGCGACCAGCCCCGCUGAGGAAGGGAGCUCUCCUAGGGGCACAUUUGGUGCACUAGACGUAUGGAGGAAGUAUAGAGUUGAUUCUAACAAAGUGAACGAAUGGACCGCCAAUCUCCGGAUGUGGAUCAGCAAGACAGUCGUCGAACGCGUGGCUUUGGAAAUAGACAGUAUAUGCGCAACAUUAGUACGCCACGGCCUGAGCGACUCGCAGCCGGGCCAUGUGGGUCUGGACAGACUCAGGAAACUCGCGCAGGCGCAAUUUCUGGUCUGUGUGAUUCCAUCUCUGCCCACGUUAGUUCCCUUCCUGGAGCUCUGUAACAAUCAGGAGUACCUUGUGAAGAGAAUAAAAACACUCGCCAAAGGAGGAUCCAUGAGCGAAUUCAAGUGGAACGGCGGUGGGUCUCACAAUGGUAAAGAGUGGGACUCCAGCUUGCCAACGGAUUCUGCUAUAAUAAUGCAUUUAAUUUCGACCUACAUGGACACGCAGUUGGAAGCACCCUUGGAUCAACCGGACGCCAGGCCAUUUACAUCGAGAUACAUGGCGAGAUCUGGCAUGGAACUGCCGCGAAAUAAGGGCCCGAUAAUAGUCUGUCAAUCCAUAAAUCCGCCGCAUUAUAGCCUGGCGCUAUCCGGCGAUUCUCUCCCAAGCGACUACGAGGAAGUUCAACGGGGACGCAAUAAUUUGUUCCAUACGCUCUUACUCUUUUUAUACAUAGUCAAGACGCGAGAUCACGGUAUGUUAGGACGAGUUAAUGCAGGAUCGUCUGGAAUUAAUAUUCUAUGGGUGAUAGACGGUUGAAGCGAGACGAUUUUUUUUUUAUUUGCUGCCUGAUUAAGAUAAAAGAAAAAAAAGGGACGAUUGUGGCUAUUAUACGAUGAAAUCGGAUUUGUAUCCGUAACUUCGACUGCGUUCAAUAUUUUGUCUGUAAUAUUUCAUAUUAUUUGUAUAUAUAGUAUUUAAUAAAUGCGACUGAAUAAAA